This is a messenger RNA of Helobdella robusta, 2489 nucleotides long. RefSeq lists its product as hypothetical. The transcript has 15 exons. Gene Ontology annotation, biological process: biosynthetic process. NCBI's taxonomy places the organism in Eukaryota, Metazoa, Annelida, Clitellata, Rhynchobdellida, Glossiphoniidae. Gene Ontology annotation, molecular function: pyridoxal phosphate binding; L-alanine:2-oxoglutarate transaminase activity. The coding region runs from base 627 to 2114 and encodes 495 amino acids. The record is from RefSeq and is a predicted model, not a curated record.
AAAAAUUGUUUUUUCCGUUGCUAGGUGGGUCAAAAUAUUGGAAUAACUCCUUUUUUGGAGAUUAUUUGUCGUUAUUUUUUAUUAAAAAAUUAUAAAAAUAAUAAGUCCUUAGCCUGGAAUCUCUGCUUCAGCCAAAGUCAGAAUGGGUGGUCCAUUAUUUAGCAGGGCAAUGUCAUCAUACAGUAUGUUUCAGUUUUGGAUCCUUAAUUGGAUUGAGGUGUGGGGGAAGGAGUGAACGUCCAUUGAACAACGUCUAUAACAUCAACAUCGGCUUUCGUCAUCAAUUACGUCAUAAUAAUAAUAACAUUAAUAAUAAUAAUUACAAUAUUAAUAAUAAUAAUAAUAUCGCCAGUAAUAAUAUUAUUAAUAACCAAAGCAUCGCCGAGACAUAUCAGCAGCAGCAACAACAACAGCAAGUCAGAUUUUUUUCUGGUGCUUUGGACUACAGUCAUCCGUCGAAAUCGGUCAAUAGUGUUAAUAAUAGUAAUAACAACAACAAUAAUAAUAACAAUAACAAUAAUAAGAAGAACACAUUUACUAAGACGAGAUUAUUUGAUAACGCGGAUAUAUUGAAGAGUCAUAUCAUUCCUCCAUCUCGCUUCAUUCAUUCAUUCUCAAAUGUCAACAUGUCCAGUACAAGCGAGCAACUAUCCAGCCAGAGCACCUACAGGAUCAACGACAAGGUCCUAACGAUGGCAACCCUGAAUCCCCACAUUGCCAACAUCGAGUAUGCCGUCAGAGGACCCAUCGUCAUCCGGGCUGCUGAGAUUGAAAAUGAACUUAAGAAGGGUGUGCCGAAACCAUUCAAACAAGUGAUCAGAGCGAACAUAGGUGAUUGCCAUGCCUGCGGUCAGAAACCUUUAACAUUCAUCAGGCAGGUGGUAGCUCUGUGCACCUAUCCAGACCUGAUGGACAAUCCGCACUUCAAUGACGAUGCCAAACAAAGAGCAAGGAGAAUACUGGAUGACUGCAGAGGACACAGCAUCGGCUCCUACAGUGACAGCAUAGGCAUAGACGUUGUGAGGCAUGACGUGGCCAGGUACAUAUCCGAGAGAGACGGAGGCAUACCCAGCAAUCCUGAUGACAUUUUCCUCAGCACAGGAGCCAGUGAAGGGAUUAAGGCGGUGAUGAAGUUGUUAGUAACGGGAAGGGACAGCCCUAUAGCGGGUAUCAUGCUCCCGGUACCUGUGUACCCCCUCUAUACCGCACUGCUUGCUGAAUUCAAUACCUACCCUAUUCUCUACUACCUAAACGAAGAAAAGAAUUGGUCCCUUGAUACGGAGGAACUGGAAAGGGCAUUGAACCUGGCAAAACCGCACUGCAUUCCGCGCGCUCUGGUCGUCAUCAACCCUGGAAACCCAACUGGACAGGUUCUUAAAGAGGAGAACAUCAAGAAGAUCAUUCAGUUCGCUAAGAGGAAUAACAUCUUUCUGUUAGCCGAUGAGGUCUACCAGCACAAUAUCUACGGCAAAGAUUCUGAGUUUCAUUCCUUUAAGAAGGUCAUGAAGUCGAUGGGAGGUGAGUACGAGAAAAUGGAGCUGGCUUCGUUCAUGUCCACUUCGAAGGGGUACAUGGGAGAAUGCGGAUACAGAGGUGGCUACUGUGAACUGAUAAACAUCGAUCCCGAGGUCAAGUACCACCUCCUCAAGUCCCUCUCUGCCAAGCUCUGUCCCUCCGUAACCGGUCAGGCUGCCAUGGGGGUUGUGGUCAACCCGCCGAGACCCGGGGAGCCAUCCUAUAGACAAUUUAUUUCGGAAAAGGAUCACGUAUUAGGAGAACUGAAAGAGAAAGCACAGCUGACGAGCAGAUUGUUGAACGAGAUCGAAGGGAUCACGUGCAAUGAAGUCGAGGGGGCCAUGUAUGCUUUUCCCAGGAUCUGGCUGCCUCCGAAAGCCAUUGAAGCUGCUAAGGAAAAGAACAUGGAACCGGACUCGAUGUAUUGCACGGAGUUGUUGGAGGCAACAGGCAUCUGUGUCGUGCCUGGAAGUGGAUUUGGUCAGAAGCCCGGCACAUAUCACUUCAGGAUGACCAUACUGCCGAGCGUGCAAGAGUUGCAGGAGCUGCUGAGACUGUUUGCCGUAUUCCACGAAUCCUUCAUGAUUAAAUACCAAUAAAUUUUAAUGUUUGACGCCAAUAAUCUAUAAUUAAUAAUAUUAAUUGUCAUUAAUUAUAAUUAUUAUGGUAGUAAGCUAUUUACAUGUGAUAAAUAUAUCAUUCAGUUUAGGCGUACAUUGCAUUUCGAAUUUUUUUUAUAUUUCAUUCUUUUUUUUUUGAAAAAAAGUGUAGAUUGUUUUGUCCUGAAUGUAACGUAUAUAGUAAAUAAAUAUGAGAUUUAUUUUAGAUAAUGAUAAUUAUAUCUUCUUACUCAGUAGUUUGUAAUCAAGUCAGAAAAAUAUAAAAAUAUUUCACAGUAAUAAUAAUAAUAAUAACGACAAUAAUACUAAUAAUAAAUAAUAUUGUUACGUUAUUUUUAUUAUUCUGUUAUAUUC